AUGGAACAGCAAGGUGAAGUUGGAUUGGACUACACACCAUUUGAAGCGCUUGAAGAAUCUAACCAAGACAUUGGAGUUGUCCUUUACUUAUUGCAUUCUGAAAAUUGGAAAGAAAAUUUUAUUGGUAUUGAUCAAUUAAGAGCUAUCAAUAAAUAUAGAUGGCUCGAAUUUUUAGACUACUGGCCAAGGGUAUCUGAUCGUGUAAUGGAGCUGAUGGAUUCAAUAAGAUCUUCACUCUCAAAAAACACUUUACUGCUUCUUUCCGAAUGCUUUGCAGAACCGCGAGAAAACUCAGAAAUGGUUGCUCAGUGUGUAGCUACUUUGCUACUGACAAAAACAGUUAAUGAAAAAUCGUUUAUUCGUGGAGAAGCUGUAACUGCAUUAACCAACAUAUGCGCCACAGUAACAAGUGAAGAAAUAGCACGCCAGCUGCUAGAAGGAUGCUUUCAUAAAUCCGGACAAAUAGCGGAUAUAGCCUACCAGCAUUUAGCUACGAUAUUGCCCCGAUUAUACCCUAAUACAGUGCUACAUAUCACUCUUAGACUAUUGGACUCAAAAAGACAAAAAACUCUGACAGGCUCAAAAGAGUGCUUAAAACACCUCAGUGAAAAUUGGCCGGACUUCAGCCAAGCCGUUUCAGCACUGGCAGCUUCAGAACAAGAAAAAGUCAGGCAAGCGCUGCAGCAAAAAGCAAAAAGAGCUGGAGGCUUAAGAGAAAUGAUCCAAAAAUCAAAAAAAGAAAAUGUUCAACCCACCUUCAUAUUAGAAGAAUAA
Molecule: messenger RNA, 774 nt
Organism: Blepharisma stoltei
Lineage: Eukaryota; Ciliophora; Heterotrichea; Heterotrichida; Blepharismidae
Source: the annotation of a GenBank genome assembly